Messenger RNA from Ipomoea triloba (trilobed morning glory), 824 nucleotides. RefSeq lists its product as uncharacterized. Bases 111 to 824 code for a protein of 237 amino acids. The transcript is spliced from 3 exons. The record is from RefSeq and is a predicted model, not a curated record. Lineage: Eukaryota; Viridiplantae; Streptophyta; Magnoliopsida; Solanales; Convolvulaceae.
UCUUGAAUCUUGUUGUUAUGAUGAUGAAUUGGGAGCUAGGGUUUCAAGAAGGAAUUGGGGAAAAUCCACCAAAAGCAUCUUUAAGACAAUAUUAACUACUUUGGAGUAAAAUGCCUCCUAGGCGAAACGUACCUGCUGGGGAUAGCAGCGAUGUCUCGGCAAUGGACCGUAUGGCUAUGGCAAUGGAACAGAUGGCUGAGUUCAUGAUGGCUCAGCAAGCUCAUAAUCAAGCCCCAGUGCAACCACGGGUUGAUGUUACUAAAGCUAUAGCAGCUAGACAACCACCGUUCUAUGCAGGGGAGGAAGACCCGGUGAUCCUUGAAGAAUGGAUCCGAACCUUUGACAAACUGCUAAACGCUGUGAAUUGUCCCGAGGAGCAGCGGGUGUCUUCUGCAGUAUACUACCUGACCAAAGCUGCGGAUGAUUGGUGGUCAAUGGUGGGACCAGAUCUUCUGCAAGGCCCAGGGUUUGGCUGGGAAGAGUUCAAAACGGAAUUAAGAGGUCAAUUCUAUACCGAACGAAUUAAGGGCAUCAAGUGUGAAGAAUUCUUGCGGUUGAAACAACAGGGAACAACGGUGCAAGAUUAUCAUGGUAAGUAUGUGGAGUUGAUGAGAUUUGCGCAAGAUAUCGUACCCGAUGAGGCAAGCAAGGCGAGGCGAUUUGUAAGGGGGUUAGAUUGGGGAGUGAGAAGUGCAAUCGCACCAUUUAUGUGCUCUACUCUCAGGGAAGCAUACAAUAGAGCAUCGGAUCAUUAUCAAGUGUAUUUAGAUCAGCAAGAAGUCUAUGGUCGGAAAAAGAGAAAAGCUGAUGAUAGCUUACCCUGA